AACCAACAUUUCCCUGAGGACAGGGAAUGGAUGUAGGACCAGAAUCAGCCCAGAUAAUGUAUGUUGUGCCUCCUGGCUUUCAAAUAAACUCCUCCCACAUUUCCAAAGCUAAGAGGGAGAAGUUUCGCCUUCUCUGGUGAAUCCUACUUGCAUGCGGACAGGGAGCUGGCAGGACUGGAAGAAGAGGAGCAGCAAACAAGGAAAAGUGACCAUGGUAAAAACAGUAGCAGUGAUUGGAGCAGGAGUGAGUGGACUGGCAUCCAUCAAAUGCUGCCUAGAUGAAGGCCUGGAGCCCACCUGCUUUGAGAGGAGUGAUGGCAUUGGGGGACUGUGGCGGUUCACGGAGUCUGCAGAGGAAGGCAGAGCCAGUAUUUACCACUCUGUGUUCACCAACUCUUGCAAAGAAAUGAUGUGCUUUCCAGACUUCCCUUUCCCAGAGGAAUUCCCAAAUUACAUGCACAACUCCAAGCUUCAAGAAUAUAUCCAGUUGUAUGCCAAACACUUCAAUCUUGUCAAAUACAUAAAGUUUAAGACUCUUGUGAGUAAAAUUAGGAAACGCCCGGAUUACCCUGUUACUGGCCAAUGGGAAGUCGUAAUAGAAAAGGAUGGGAAGGUGGAAUCAGUCGUAUUUGAUGCUGUUAUGAUUUGCUCCGGACAUCAUGUCUAUCCGAAUAUUCCAAAGAAUAGCUUUCCUGGAAUAGAGAAGUUCAAGGGCAGAGUUUUCCACAGCCGGGAUUACAAGGGACCCGAAAAGUUCAAGGGGAAGAAAGUCCUGGUGAUUGGCCUUGGGAAUUCUGGCUGUGACAUUGCUGUGGAGCUGAGUGCCACAGCCUCGCAGGUUUAUCUCAGCUCUCGAAGUGGAUCCUGGGUCAUGAGUCGUGUUUGGGACAAUGGCUAUCCCUGGGACAUGGUGGUCAUCAGUCGCUUUGAAACCUUCCUCAAGAACACCCUCCCAACAGCCAUCAGUGACUGGUUGUAUGUGAAGCAAAUGAACAGAUGGUUCAAACAUGAGAAUUAUGGCCUGAUGCCACUUAAUAGAACCUCGCGCAAGGAGCCUGUCUUCAACGAUGACCUCCCGAGCCGCAUCGCAUGCGGAACCGUGGUUGUUAAGCCAAAUGUGAAGGAGUUCAGGGAAACGUCUGCGAUAUUUCAAGAUGGCACUGCACAGGAAGGCCUUGACUAUGUCAUUUUUGCAACGGGCUACAGCUUUGCCUACCCAUUCAUGGAGGACGAGUCCAUCAUCAAGUGCAGGAAUGACCAAGUCACCUUGUACAAAAGCAUUGUCCCUCCUCUGCUGGAAAAACCCACCCUGGCGGUUAUUGGCUUAGUCCAGUCCCUUGGGGCAGCUAUCCCAACUGCAGACCUUCAGGCCCGGUGGGCCGUGAGAGUGUUUAAAGGUUUAUGUAAGCUGCCUCCACAGAGCAGCAUGAUGGAUGACAUAGAUGAGAAAAUGGGGAAAAAGCUCAAAUGGUACGGCCAGAGCGAUACCAUACAAACAGAUUACGUUGUCUACAUGGAUGAACUCGCCUCCAGUAUUGGUGUGAAGCCCAACAUUCCAGUCCUCUUCCUGACGGAUCCCAAGUUGGCUCUGCAGGUCUAUUUUGGCCCCUGCAGUCCAUAUCAGUUUCGUUUGUCAGGACCAGGGAAGUGGGACGGAGCCAGAGACGCCAUCUUGACGCAGUGGGACCGAACGCUGAAGGCCACAAGAACCCGUGCCGUGAAGGGCGACCAGAAUUCUUUCCCGCUCUUUUCUAUGCUCAAAAUACUCGCCCUCCCCCUUCUCCUUCUUGCCAUUUUCAUGAUGUUCAACUGAGCGACCUCAGUGCCAAAAUAUACAUGACAGGAUGCCGUGUGGUUUUUAUUGAAAAAGCCGCAUUUUUAUUGAAGAUGUAAACUUUUUCAUGCAAGAGAGAGAAAAAAACCCCAACCCAAAGCAAGUAGCAUGCAUAAACGUAAGUGAAGCAUGGUAGGGGAGAUACAGAAAUCAGUGUGCAUGAUGUUAAACAUGAAGUCACAUAGGAAAGGCAUGAAAGAAGGGCUGACAACAGUAAUAGUCAUAAUAAUAAUAAUAGUAGUAGUAAUAAAUAAGGCAUCCCUCCCACCUCCCCACAGCCUUACUUGUCAAGUACUUUUCCCCCUGCUCAAAACAUUCCUAGCUGGUCUGAGGAGAAAAGGAUUCGAGGACAGAAGCUGCUCAAAGGUAAAUCAUUGACGGGGAGUCUGUAUUCCCCAUUAUUUUACAUUUAUUCUCAUGCAUGCGAGCUGGAGAGACAGCUCUCAGUUGAACUGAUUCAAGCAACUCCCCAUUUUACGCAAUUUCGCACACAUACUCAAAAUGCUUUUGCCUUGUUUCUCUGUAGCCUUUCUCUGUUUAAGCCUUGUUCCUCUCUGGUACCGACAGAUAACUUGUCAGAAAAGUGGCAGCAUCUUAGAUUUAUAGCAGGUAUAAAAUGUCAGCGUGCCACAGAGAACAAACAUGAACUAUUCCAUCCUUUGGGGGUUGCCAGCUUUCCAUAUUUUAUCUGACCAUUCCAUAUGGGCUGAACAUCCUGUCUCCAUUUGGAGAACUAUUUGUCCCUUGUGGAAGAGAUAUUUUCGGGAGUUGGGAAGGGCAAAUUUUAAGAAUUUGAGGAGAAAGGCUCGUGCUUUGACCUACAAAAUGGCUGAGGUUAUUCUACCAGAGAAGAAGAUGCAGCCUUGGCACAACUUCAAGCAGCUGUGUGGGCGCUCCAGCCACAUUUCUGGGGCAGAAUUCUCCUUGGAGUGGUACCACAAUAUGCCAUAGCAUAAUUCCCAGGGGUAUUAUUGGGGGUAGAGCUGUCCCCGAAACCAGCUCAACAACAUGGCCAGAGGAGCUGAGUUGCCACAAAGUAGUGAUAAGGCUUUUGUGUAGCUAAAUAAAGAAGGGGGGCAGGACUCUCAGCUACCUCAUAUUUUAAAACACAUCCACCCACUGCCCACAGAUGCUUCAAAUCUGCCCACUCAUCUCCCAAGAUCACUGUAAUUCAUGGAGGGCAUAUUCUCCCCACCCCAAAAACUAAUGCAAUAAUGCUAUGCCAAAUAUUCUGGGGCCUGAAUACUGCUACACAGCACCCCAGUGUCCGAGCGGUGCAAGGUUUGGGGGGGUUUCAGGUGCACUUAAAAGGGUCUGAGUUUCCUUUCGGACAGUGAGGCACAGUGAAGACUGGUGUCUUAAUGGUAUAUACAGCAUUCACAUCCCAAGAGGGGAUGUAUAAGCACAUUGUUGGAUUCAAAGAGCAGCAGAAAGCCACACUCUGUCAUGAAGUUGUAGCAAAGUUCUUGGGCAGACUCAAAAAUACCAAUAAAUCACUGCUGGCAUGGAAA
This is a messenger RNA of Podarcis muralis (Common wall lizard), 3345 nucleotides long. RefSeq names its product flavin-containing monooxygenase 3-like. The record is from RefSeq and is a predicted model, not a curated record. Gene Ontology annotation, molecular function: NADP binding; flavin adenine dinucleotide binding; N,N-dimethylaniline monooxygenase activity. Lineage: Eukaryota; Metazoa; Chordata; Lepidosauria; Squamata; Lacertidae.